AUGACAGAAAUUAUCCAUCUACGGAACCAUUUGGAAAGAAAACCGUUAACAAAGGAAACAGUUACAGAGAGGCCUCAAAUUAUGAUACCAUUAUUCAUAUACAUGAUGCAGGUUUAUGAACGGCAAAUCAUGGAAAGUUUGGAAGAAACAACCACUCGUCAUUUGCCACAGGAAGAGCCGCAGAAUAGAAGACUUCCUCCGUUCGUACCUCGACUGUUGUCUCUCUUUCCAAAUCCUUCACACAAAUGGCGUUUUAUAAAAAUCGAUGCACAAAACUUAAGGCAUUUCUUUUCUCGGGAAUAUUUACCUCAACUGACUAGGGAGACAAAUGUGAGAUAUAUUGCUCGAUGCUUCUUUCGAUAUUUUGAUUUCACACAGUUCGGUCUAGAUAGCCCUGCCCCAUCAGCAACAAUCACCAAUGCCAAUACCAGUGGUUUAUCUAGACCAAGGCAAAAAAAGAAGACAAAAUGGAUUAACUACGAGCCAAGCAGCUCCAAAUAA
This is a messenger RNA of Mycotypha africana, 501 nucleotides long. RefSeq lists its product as uncharacterized. The transcript has 2 exons. The coding region runs from base 1 to 501 and encodes 166 amino acids. NCBI's taxonomy places the organism in Eukaryota, Fungi, Mucoromycota, Mucoromycetes, Mucorales, Mycotyphaceae. The record is from RefSeq and is a predicted model, not a curated record.